Messenger RNA from Columba livia (rock pigeon), 4064 nucleotides. It is a transcript of the gene GRHL3, whose product is annotated as grainyhead like transcription factor 3. Lineage: Eukaryota; Metazoa; Chordata; Aves; Columbiformes; Columbidae. Gene Ontology annotation, cellular component: nucleus. The transcript is spliced from 26 exons. The record is from RefSeq and is a predicted model, not a curated record. Gene Ontology annotation, biological process: regulation of transcription by RNA polymerase II. Bases 1230 to 3305 code for a protein of 691 amino acids. Gene Ontology annotation, molecular function: DNA-binding transcription activator activity, RNA polymerase II-specific; RNA polymerase II cis-regulatory region sequence-specific DNA binding.
AAUGCGCAGGCGCAGUGGGCACAGUCCCCUCAGCGCAGUUUUCCCGCCGAAAAGCGACAAGAUGGCGACCGCGCCUUCGCUGUGAGGAGAGAAGGAGCCUCACGCUGUCACCCUUGGCCCGUUACUGACUGAGGACGCAGAUGUUUUUCCUCUGCUUGCUUCCCGAAACGCACACAGCCUGUUAACGGUGUGGGCAGCAUGAGUCACGGCUGUUGGCCAACGUACCAGAAUGUGCUGUGGCUUCCUCCGUGGUCUCACUGGAUUUCUCAGCCCAUUCUGCGUACCCACCUCCUGCUCAUCCCAUCCCAGUUCUGCGGAGUCCCACCCCACCACGGUGCAGCUUUUCCUGCCACUUACUGUUUCUAGUAGGCAAAGCCACAUAGCACAGCAAAAUGAAAAGUGGCAGAGACAGCUUUACCGUACCUGUGGCCGGCUGCAGGAAGCACAGCGCCGUCAGGACUCCCACUCCCCAGGAAGCGUUUGCAAGAGGUGAAUCUCAUCAUCAUCAUCGUCGUUUCCUGUGAAACAUCUGCCCUGAAAUCUGGGCUGCGCUGGACGAAACUCCCCCCGAUUUUAGCAGGGCUGAGAACCUGUCCCAGGAAAAACCAGUGAGCUGUUGGCGUCAACCGGGGGCGGGUUGGAGGGGGGAGCCGGUGCCGCGAGGUGUCGCUGCCUGUCAAACAAAAUCCCCGUGUUCCUCCCAGCGCCAGACUCUCAUCUACACCUAUUGAAAAACCUGGCAAGCUUCACUAAAACUCCUCCCACCCUCUGUAUCUCCUCGCACCCUCCCGCGCAGUGGCUGGUGGUGUGAUGCUGCUGCUGCCUCUGGUGACACCUGCUCCCGAGCUGAGCUUCCCGCUCAUGGCUCCCGAGGCGCCUGCACCCCGCAUAACAUCCCUCAUCGCUCCUCCAGAACGUAGCCCCGUAUCCCUCCCAACACGGACGUGUACACAGGAAGAAAGGCUGUUAACAUAUGAACAUCUGCUCUUCAAAACCAAAAUACCUCAGCGAUGCAGACGUCGUGUCAGCCGCACGGAAGCACGUGAAGAACAGUGAAUUCCCCUGUCCUGGGCUUCCCUCAUCCUGCGGCAAGAGAAGAUUUCAAUCAGAACCAGCAUCUCUGCAGCUGCCUGAACCGAGGAGACACCGGGAUCCACACGCUCAUUGUGCUUCAGCCGGAGUCCGAAUCUGAGCCCGAUCUCUGCCGCUGGGAUCCAGCCCGCUGGCUGAUGAAGGCUUUUCCCGCGGAGGUUGGGAUCCCGUGCCUGCCGUUCCCUGCGUGCUCUGCCUCGGUGUUUUCUCCUCCUUCACUUUUGUUGCUGGAAUCUGGUGGGUUGCUCCAGAGCUCUUGCCUGGGUGGUAUUUCUGCAGCCGGUUCCCAAACGGCGUGUGUCUGGGCUCCCCUUCUGGGCUGCGCCGCGGAAGGCAGGACAGCGUGCGUGAACGGUACUAGAAGAGAGAAGUCACCCGAAUUUACCGGCUGCAGGGAUUGGGGAAAUAUGUCGAAUGAACUUGAUUUUAGAUCCGUGCGUCUGAUGAAGAAUGACACCAUGAACUUCCAGAAAUUCCCCUACACCAAUGAAGAUGAAGCCUGGAAAACCUACCUGGAGAACCCCUUGACCGCAGCCACCAAAGCCAUGAUGAGGGUGAACGGAGACGACGACAGCGUGGCCGCCCUCAGCCUCCUCUACGACUACUACAUGGUCCCGAAGGAGAAGAGGAUUCUUCCCUCUGGUGUGAUGGGACGGAAUGAACUAGGAAAGAGGCACUGCCACGGAAUGGAGUACGACCCAGAGAUCGCAGCUUUUGAUGGCUCAGCCCACCUCAUGAAGCUCUUGUCCGAAAACGUUUCCAUGACCCAAGAAUAUUGCGAGCCACAGAAGAAGAACGGCUUAAAUCUGGAAGGUGUCCCUGCUCCUCACAAGCCGGCCAUGCUCCCACCGGGCACCAGCAAGCUGGAUGCCACCCCAGACAACUACAUGGUCCCUCCAGGGGACGUGUAUGACACCAGCUCGUUGAAUUCCCUCUUCGAGACCAUCCCCGUGGCCCCGGCGCAGCAGAGGUGGCAGCCAGACAGCACCUUCAAAGAGGAUCCCCAGGAGUCGCUGCUCUUCAGCGAGAUCCUCAAACCCCAGCCAGAGCCUCCUUGCCCUGAGAGUUACACUGCGGACGGUGUUAAGAGUGACUUUGAAUACACGCUGGGGUCACCCAAAGCCAUUCACAUCAAAUCUGGGGACUCUCCCAUGGCCUACCUCAACAAAGGACAGUUCUACCCCAUCACGCUGCGGACAGCUGGAGACAGCAAAUGUUUACACUUGUCCUCAAAUAAAGUGAAGAGCGUUGUGAUGAUUGUUUUUGACAACGAAAAGGUCCCGACAGAGCAGCUCAAGUUCUGGAAGCACUGGCACUCCCGCCAGCCCACGGCCAAGCAGAGAGUCAUUGACGUCGCUGACUGCAAAGAAAACUUCAACACAGUGCAGAACAUCGAGGAGCUGGCCUACAACGCGCUGUCCUUCGUCUGGAACGUCCACGAAGAAGCAAAGGUGUUUAUUGGGGUGAAUUGUCUGAGCACAGACUUCUCCUCCCAGAAGGGAGUGAAAGGUGUCCCGCUCAACCUCCAGAUCGACACCUACGACUACGGCAACGGGAGCAGCCAGCUGGUGCACCGCGCCGUCUGCCAGAUCAAGAUCUUCUGCGAUAAGGGAGCAGAGAGGAAAAUGCGGGACGAUGAAAGGAAACAGUUCAGAAGGAAAGGAAAAUGCCUGGACUCCAAUAACAAUGGUCUGAAAGGCUGUUUGCUCUCUGGCUUCAGAGGGAAUGAAAUCACGUUCCUGAGGCCAGAGACCGACCUCGAAACCCAACCGGUCCUGUUCAUCCCCAACGUCCACUUUUCAAACCUGCAGAGGUGUGGCACGGUGCUCCCUCCUGCUGUUCCCAACUCUGCAAACAGGCUGCCCGUGAAGCGGAGCGGCGCCUCCUUCACAGACGAGUUUGACCCAAUACCUCCAAAGCAAACUAAGGAAGAAGAUCCGCAGAGAGUCUUGUUGUACGUGCGGAGGGAGUCGGAGGAGGUGUUCGAUGCUCUCAUGUUGAAGACACCAGAUCUCCAGGGCCUCAGGACAGCUAUUUCAGAAAAAUAUGGGCUUCCUGAAGAAAGCAUUUAUAAAGUCUACAAAAAAUGCAAAAGAGGGAUCCUGGUGAACAUGGACAACAACAUCAUCCAGCACUACAGCAACCACAUGGCCUUUCUCCUGGACGUGGUGGAAGCAGAGGACAAGUUCCAGAUCAUCCUCAAAGAGCUAUAAAGAGCCACAGGCAGCACUUACCGGGACUUCUCUCAAAGCCGGCAAGCUUGACCCAACAGAGCUCAGCCUAGUGCCUUGACUUCUUGCCUUUACUUGAAAUCACUGCCGCUGGGGCUGGCCUGGGCCUCCCAGUGCCAGGCCGGAGACUGCUUGGAAGAUCUGUUACUGAUGUGAACGUGGAACUUCUCUCUGAGUUUAUUAUUAUUAUUUUUUAUUUUAUUUUAUUCCCUUCUGGCGAUGGGCCUGACCUUCUGUUUCACAGCCGGGAGCGCGCAGCUGCGCUGACACGGCUGUCAGAGCCCGGGCAGGGGCAGGAGCCGCCCCUGCUCGCUGCUUGGCCCGUGACGGAUCCAACCCCGGGCCCUGGCGUCCUCCCAAGCACCAGUCAUGCAGAACCUUCAAACCAUUUCCAGCGGGGCUGAGCGCAGCUCUGCGCCCCGCUCUGCCCGCAGGGACUUUCACAGCGGCAUUUAAACCUCGCCGUGUUUCGGACACUGCCGCUCCCGUGCCCCCCUCACUCAUUGUAAAUACCACGAAGGCCUCCAUAGCCCUUGUUUAUACAUUUCUGAUGUAUUGUUCCUUUUAUAUUUUAUAUAUGUAUAAAUAUGCAUUGUUUUAUAUUUGACACAGUACGGUGACACAGAGCAUUUCAAACACAGGCUGCUUCACAUUUCUCCGUGAACUCCUUUUGUAACUGUGUUGUUGGUUUUGUUGUUUUGGAUAUUCUGUAGUAAUAAAGGUUGAAAGAUGGAAAGUGAA